GCCUACUUGAUUCAUGUGCACUGCGAGCUGGAUCGUGAUUUGGAUGAUGAUGCCGAUAAAGAUCAGCCCCGGCGAGGAUGCAGCAUCUGCGCAUGCUGCUGUGGAUUCCUGCGAGGACUCGGAAGGCUCGUCGCCUUCAUUUUCUUACUGGAUGGAGCAGUGCUUGGCCUCCCGUAUAUCUGGAGGGGAUUCCCCUUCAAAGCUCCAAAAAUCAUCCAGGAAAACGUGGAGGAACUGGGACUGGAAGAAGAGGGCGAGGAGAACGGCAAGGAUGCGAAAGAGGCAAAAGAGAUGCUCUACUUGACCGAUAAAGACCAUCCCCAGGGUGCGACGGUAAUUGGUGGGCUCUUUGGCCCCUUGGACCAGCGACUCCUGCGCCCAAUGGAUCCUCUGGACGAGCUAAAGCUUUUGAAGCUCAAUUUCUUGGUUAUGGUCUUGUUUGCUCCCAUCAAUCCCAUUGGAGUGAUCUUCCAGAUGCUGGCUCGCCAGCUGGACCUGCACUCCCGGCUGCCAAAGCUUCUGAUGGUGAGACGUCGCGGCUUUCCAACUGACAACCGGCUGGCCCAUGCCAGCCAGAAUUUGUUUGGCCUCAUGAUCCUACCCGUUGCAGCACUGUGGCAUACAGGACUGAGCUUGGUUUCUGCAAACCCUGACCUACACACGCAACCGCAUGGUAUUGUUGUCAUUGUUUGGUUUGCCAUUGGCUUGGGAAUCUCAGCCGCGGCGCUGCUUGGCCAAUGGCUGGUCACGCGGCUCUUUUCCUGGCUCCGCUGGGGCAAGGUGAUGCUGUCGCGCGAAUCCUCUGCAAUCGUUGGCUUGGAGAAGGAGGAGCUGGAGAUCGAAGCGGGCGACGACGAGGCGGAGCGGGAGGAGGCCGAGGAGGCCAAGGCCGAGGCUGAGGCCGAGCGCUCCAAAGCGGAGGCCUUGGAAGCCGCCCCGUCUUUGACCCUCUGA
Symbiodinium necroappetens is the source of this 954-nucleotide messenger RNA. The record is from the annotation of a GenBank genome assembly. Lineage: Eukaryota; Dinophyceae; Suessiales; Symbiodiniaceae.